Messenger RNA from Babjeviella inositovora NRRL Y-12698, 403 nucleotides. RefSeq lists its product as uncharacterized. NCBI's taxonomy places the organism in Eukaryota, Fungi, Ascomycota, Pichiomycetes, Serinales. The coding region runs from base 129 to 344 and encodes 71 amino acids. The transcript has a single exon. The record is from RefSeq and is a predicted model, not a curated record.
GGACAAUCUAUCUCAAACCCUUGUGUCUCUAAACUUUCUUUCAGAGAAGGAUAGUACCAUAACCUCUAAAAUGGCCUUAAUCAAAUACGAGAUUUUCCGAGCCUUGGAAAAAGGAGUAAGGUCCUCGUAUGGCUGACUAUCUCUGCGUACGCGCUAACCCUGGAGGUGCGUAUACGAGGCUGAGACUGGAAAAGACCCUAAAAUCUGGAAUAGAGCCUUCCAAACAACCUUAUGAAUCUAAUCUCUACAAAGUCGCCAGACUUAUAUCGUUGGGAAUAUUCGGUAGUUCUUUCCUAUUCCUCUUUCCUGGAACCUGUGCCGAUCCUAGUCGAGAAUUAGCAUAGAAGGCGGAGUGAUGCAAUAACCACACAGUAUGCGAGGAUACUCUUUAUCGCUCACUGCA